AUGGCCGUCACUCUAGGAGAAUACCAAGCGGGGGGACUGCGGAUGCUCGAUGGGGAGGAAGUCGAUGAGCAUGGCGUGGGGACGAUACCGCUCGCUGCCGCCCUCCCCAGCGGACACGCUCCCGUGAAAGCGCGUAAGAAGGGCGUGAUCGACAACAGCAAGGAGCAUCGCAAGGAGUACUGUCCCAACGAGCCAGCCAGCGCGCGUCUGCGGGCGGCGGUUGCAGAUUUCCAAGCUGCGUACCGCCUCACUGCGAACGAGCACGCCGUUCUACAGGCAUUCACGACGUACAUCAAACUCCCGAUGAAUGUACCGCGCGACCCUCGUUACGGACACACUCUCAAGCCCAACGGGGAACGCGAGUACGCCGACAUCGACACCUUCCUCGCAGAUCCACCGACGCUCGUCGCGACAUUCGCCGAGGUCUUCUUGGAUCAGUUCGCAUUCGACGUGGAUCGCAUCGCCUGUCUCCCGGCUCUCCUCAGCUCUUUCUUGAGCUUCGUCAGCGCGUCCGGGGCUGUGGAGGAGUGUACAAGUGGGCUGAGCAGGGCGUUGGAUGUAGUGCGCGGCCCUCUGCGCUCUUUUCUGGCUUCUGCCGCCCGGAUACUGAGUGCUCCCCACCUCGGCGCUUUCAACCGCGCCGCCCUCUUCGCUUUCGAUAUCUGGAUCGAUGCUCCUCAGUACGGCGUGUUGCGCUAUGUCGACGAUAUCGAGCGAGUGGAGGUCCUCGAAGAGGAUCGGGUGCAUUGCGAUGCUUCCACUGCUAACACACCCAACAGCCUCCUCUCCCCUCUCGCUAGAGACCAGGUGUACUCGCAGCUCCUCGCCAAAAGCCUCGACGACAUACCGUUACUGGUGCAGCACGCGGCAAUGAAGAUGCUAGGCGAGCCAGUGCAGUACACGCCCACCGUAGACACACUGCCCGACGCGGUGCUGUGCGAGUUGAGGAGGGUGUUUGCGGAGAAUACCGCCACGCACCAGCUCAUACUCAACAAAGACGGCGUACAAGUGCUCAACAGAUACCUGAGCGGGGGUGGGAGUGACACCAACAACGGCACCAACAACGGCAAUGUGAGACACUCAUACCGCCACGUCUUCAUCGAGAGAAGCGUGCGGCAGAUCAGCAGGCUCGACCGCUACAGCGAGGAUUUGUGGCUCGUCGCUCUCGAUUCUGUGGCGGGGAACGAGGAGACACGGCGAAGCAAAGCCGUUGGCUGUUCUCGCGGUGAGUCUGUCGGUAACUCCACACAUACCACGCACUCCGCCAUCGUCACUCUGUGGGAUACCUCUUUCGUGCAAUACGUAGGUGGCGUUGACGCACUUAUCGGAAUCAAGCUCGACGCUUUCUUUCACAAGGUGCAGCAGGUGCAACAACAGCGCGAGCAUGUGCCCGGACUUCCUGAGUCGUGGUGGGUGGUGAAUCUCGUCCAUGUAUUGAGGCAGCGACAGCUGUAG
This is a messenger RNA of Wallemia ichthyophaga EXF-994, 1455 nucleotides long. RefSeq lists its product as uncharacterized. Lineage: Eukaryota; Fungi; Basidiomycota; Wallemiomycetes; Wallemiales; Wallemiaceae. The transcript has a single exon. The record is from RefSeq and is a predicted model, not a curated record. The coding region runs from base 1 to 1455 and encodes 484 amino acids.